Molecule: messenger RNA, 324 nt
Organism: Podarcis lilfordi (Lilford's wall lizard)
Lineage: Eukaryota; Metazoa; Chordata; Lepidosauria; Squamata; Lacertidae
Source: the annotation of a GenBank genome assembly
AUGCUCACAGUCUUUUGGGACCAGCUACAGAAAUUGCGGAAGGCCAUCAAAAACGAGAGACAUGGUAUGCUGACCAAAAGUGUCCACCUCCUGCAGGAUAAUGCCCUGGUUCACAACUCACAUGUUGCUCAGAUGGAAGCAUGGUUCUGUGGCUAUGAAAUCCUUCCUCAACCCCCUUAUUCUCCCGACCUCACACCAUCGGACUUCCACCUCUUUACAACCAUGAAGUUAUUUUUGAGAGGCACACUUUUUCCAGACGAUGAAAUGCUGGUUUCUGAGGUCAAGUCAUGGCUUCUGACGGAACCUGCCGACUUCUACAGUUGA